AUGGGAUUUCAGGAUGGCCCGCCUGACCGUGUGGCCCGUUCGACCGUUGAUUACGUUACGUUAAGUCCCGGGACGAUGAGUCAUGACGGGAUUGUGAAGAGUGAAAAGAGAACCAGUGAUGAUGGGGUUACUGCUACACUGGCUGAGCAAGAAUUCCAUGCUGUAUGUGAGCCAAGCAGCUUAGAUGCUUUAGACUUGGGCCUGAGUGAGAGUGGGGUAGUGCAGGGUAUAAACCGAGGCAUCGAACCAAGAAUUCGACACCAAGUCCAAAUGAGCUUUGAUGCAGGAACUUGGAUAUCUACUGGAGCCAUUGCACUCUCGGACACAUACCUUGCGGGGUCAGUGUCCCUCAAUGCUCUCGUCGAUUGUAGGGUCACGACUCAUUAUCCCACCCAGGAUAUUCUGAUGAUUGACGCAGCCUUGGUACAGGGCCGGGCCAAGCGGGGAGCAGGACAUAGCACUAAACAUGAGGAAGUAGACGACUGUCAUGGAAGCGGACACCCGACUAAUGUAGGGGAAGGGGGAGGGAUCCCUGACCGAUGGGUAGGGAGGGAAGAGGGGCGGAAAGGGAGUGAUGCAAGCGCUGAGCGGAUAUCUCAUGGCGGGGAACACUCCUCGAUAGGCGUAGUUCGUGCUGAUGGUGGAGACAAAAAGGCUCUAAGCCGUAUCAUAAGCGCGGAAGGACCCCAUGCACCUCAAGCAGCCCCGAGGAAAACAGACAAGAAUAGAACGAAGGAAAGUGACCCUGACUGCGUGAAUGAGUUGAAUCAGAGUUCAAUUAGUUCAAUAAGAGCCUUCGUGUGA
Molecule: messenger RNA, 804 nt
Organism: Aspergillus niger
Lineage: Eukaryota; Fungi; Ascomycota; Eurotiomycetes; Eurotiales; Aspergillaceae
Exons: 9
Coding region: 1-804 (267 amino acids)
Source: RefSeq, a predicted model, not a curated record